Messenger RNA from Eimeria necatrix, 3564 nucleotides. RefSeq lists its product as hypothetical. Gene Ontology annotation, biological process: regulation of actin filament polymerization. Gene Ontology annotation, molecular function: actin filament binding. Gene Ontology annotation, cellular component: plasma membrane; cortical actin cytoskeleton; actin filament. The transcript has 9 exons. The coding region runs from base 1 to 3564 and encodes 1187 amino acids. The record is from RefSeq and is a predicted model, not a curated record. Lineage: Eukaryota; Apicomplexa; Conoidasida; Eucoccidiorida; Eimeriidae.
AUGCAGGCGACUGCAGCGCGUCUCUGCGGCACUUGCUGCCAGCAGCAGCAGCAGCGCUGCAGCAGCAGCAGCUGCAGCAGGAACAGGAGCACGCGUAUCAGCAGCAGCAAACUUUGGAAGAGCUGCUGCAGCAGCUUGCUGCUCCCGACUCUGUGGCCUAUGGGGCCCCCCAGCAGGGCCCCCUGCAGCACAGCAGCAGAGACUAUGCUGCACUCGUGCAUGCAGUUGCUGAAGAUGGGGAGCCUGAGGGGCUUGCGGCGCUUGCUGAUCUCUACCUUCACGGGAAUGCAGAGGGUGGACCGACACCGGGCUUUGGACCUGCUGCGGCAAGCAGCAGAAAGAGGAGAUGCGAAUGCUGCCUUAGCAGCAGCUCAUUUGCUGCUGGAGGGGCAGCCAACAGCAGCAGCAGCAGCUGCUGCUGCAGGCGCAGCCCAGCAGCAGCCCCAAGCAGGAGCAGCAGCCGGAGCUUCUGCGGGAGCAGCAAGAGCUCCAGCGGCAGCAGCAGCAGGACCUGCGGCGGUUGCUGCUAAUGAAGCAGCUGCUGCUGCUGGCCCUGGUGCUGUGGGCGCCGGUGCUGACCCAGGCGCUGGAUCCGCAGCAGCAACAGGCGCAGCAGCAGGAGCAGCAGCAGGAGGAGCAGCAGGAGGAGCAGCAGCAGCAGGAGGAGCAGCAGCAGCAGCAAACGCAGGGGGGGGGCUGCUGGGGCUGCUAAACGGAUUUCUUUCUAGCUGGGGCCUGCGGGAGGAGGAGCAGCAAAAGAAAGAAAAGGAGCAGCACCCAGCGGAGGCUCUUCUAGAGCAGGCAAGGCAGCUCAGAGGCAGCAGCAGCAGCAGCAGCAGCAGCAGCAGCAGGGAGCUCAAGAAGAGAAAGUCAUUGCUGAGGGCUCUGGCCCCGCGCCCCACACGGCGCGUUUUUUGGCCUGGCGUUAUGGGCUGGGAAGCCCUGCGCGCAGCAGCAGACUUGGGCGACAGCAACGCGCAGGUGCUGUACGCUGCAGCACACCUUGCUGCUCUGGGUCCCACAUCAGCAGCAGCAGCAGCAGCAGCAGCAGCAGCAGAGCCGGCGGGCGGCGUGUCCGGGUCGUCCGCAGCAGCAGCAGCAGCAGCAGCAGGAAGGGGCCAGCUGCUGGCAGCAGGCAACAUGACGGAAGCUCUCACAUACUUUUCAAAAGCUGCACUUGCUGGCCAUCCAGAAGCAGCUUACAGCUCCGGUUUGCUGCUGCUGCAGGGGGCUUCUCCCCACCACAAGAGCUCCAAGCAGCGCUGCAGCAUUGCUUUGAAGGUGCUGGAAAAGGUGGCGUUUCUGCACCGGCGGGUCAAUUUGCUGCAGGCCUUGUCGCUGCAUGCGCACCGGCAGGGCGACGUGUCUGGGGCUUUGCUGCUGCUGCUGCUGCUGUCGGAAACUGGCCAUUUAGCUGCUCACGUAACUGCUGCUGCACUGUGGGAGUCUGCAGCGCAGCAGCACCAGCAGCGGCAGCAGGCGGUGCAGCUGCUCAUGGACUCGCUGCUCCAGGCGGACCUUGCUGUUGCUGCUGCUGCCUCUGCUGCAGCAGCAGCAGAUGCGGCUCCAAGCGCCAACAGCACAGCAGCAGCAACAGCAACGGAAACAGCAGCAGAGGAAGCCUCCGGCGGCUCGGAUGCGCAGCCGCAGCACCAGCAGCAGCAGCAGCUUCCCGCCGAAGGGGCCGUGUCGCAGCAGCAGCAGCAGCCGCAGCAGCAGAAUGCAGAGGAGGACGGCGCAGCAGCAGCAUCAGCUGCUGCUGCUGCUGCUGCAGCAGCAGCAGCAGAUGCAGAAGAGGGUGCCCGCAGCCUGCUGCUGGCGCGUUACGCAGACCCGUCAGUGGCCCUGCCUGCGGAGGGCGAAGCAGCAGCAGCAGCAGCAGCAGCAGCAGCAGUGGAGGCCCACGUAGCAGCAGCAGGAGCAGACUGCCUGCUGCAGACUCGGGUGUCUCCACUUUCCCGAGCAGGAGUGCAGCAGCUGCAUGCACGAGGAGACCCUGGGGUGUCUGUACAGCUGCUGCUGGACGACGAGCGCGCGUGCGCGCCGCCCGCUGCUGCUGCUGCUGCUGCUGCUGCUGCUGCUCGCGCUGCUGCAGUUGCUGCGCGGCAGCAGCUGCAGCACCUCCGAGUCUCCGAAUUCCUCCGCUGCUGGCUCGUGUCUCCUAAAGCCCUCGAAACCCCACAAGCCCCAGCAGCAACGGCCUGCCGUUUUGCUGCUUACAGAAGAGCUGCGCUGCAGGGCGACGCCGCCUCCAUGGUCAGCCUGGCGGAGAUGUACGCUGCUGCAGCAGCAGAAUCUGCUGCUGCAAUCAAGGCUGCAGCAGCAGCAGCAGCAGCAGCGAAAGCGGCACCAGCAGCAGAAACUGCAGCAGGAGCGGUGUCAGGCCCUUCAGCGACGGAGGAGGCGCAGCCGGAGCAGCAGCAGCCGGAGCAGCAGCAGCUGCAGCAGCAUCAGCAGCAGCAGCAAGAGCAGCAGGCGCUGCGGGAAGCAGCAGAAACUGCUGCUGCUCUCAGCCGCUACUGGGCAGAAAGAGCAGCAGCAACAGGAGAUGGCAGGGGCCUCUACGCGCUGGCGAAGCUCAAAGAAGAUGGGAUUGGGGGGCCCCCCCAAAGAGAAGAAGCCAUAAAGGUGUAUUGGCAGCUGCUGAGCGAUGCUGCGCUGCCGCCCGGCAGCCGCGUUUUGGGUUUGUGGGGUUUUUGUCGCAGCUGUUUGUUGUGGCCUUUGGAUUUGCUGCUGCGUCUUUGGGGGCUGCUGCCCCCCAGCAGCAGCAGCAGCAGCAGCAGCAGCAGCGGCAGCGCUGCAGCCGUGGCAGACGACGCGCUGCAGCAGCAGCAGGAUGCUGACGCCCGCGCAGCCUCGCUCCUCCACCCUAUAGGGAUUGUCCUUUCGCUCUACCUUGCGCGAGAGGAACAAAGGCGCUUUUGGGCUCAGCUGCUGCUGGGGCUGCUGCUGCUUGCAGCAUGGGCCUUUUUAGCGAUACAGCUGGCGCUGCGCAUCCCCGAAAUGCGUGCUGCUGCUGCUGCUGCUGCAGCAGCGGACCAUGGCACUGCCGCUGCUGCUGCUACUUCCAACAAUUCACAGCAGCAGCAAGAGGUGAGGAAUGCUCCAACGGAAGACAGGACUGUCGCAGCUGCUGCUCCUGCUGCUGCUGCUGCUGCUGCUGCUGCUGAGCGCCAGGGAGAUGCCCCACCGAAGCCUACAGCAGCUGCAAAUACAGACGCAGCUGCUGCUGCUGCUAAGCGUCGAGCUUCUGCUGCUGCUGCAGCAGAAGCGCUUUCAGCUGCAGGCACAGCUGCCGCAGACAGCUCGACAGCAUCCGCAUCAGAGGCAGCAGAAUCAGCAGCACCUGCUGCUGCUGCCGCGGACGCAGCGCCGGCUGCUGCUGCUGCUGCUGCUGUUGCUGCACCGGCAACAGAAGCACGUGCAGCAGAUGCUGCAGCGCCUGGCGCCGCUGGAAGUCCGGUAGCCCCUAGUGGGGCAGCAGGAGAGCCAGCAACAGCAGCAGAAACAGCAGCAGCAGCAGCUGAUGCUGCUGCUGCUGCUGCAUUGUCUGGUGCUAGCUAG